This is a messenger RNA of Cololabis saira (Pacific saury), 3652 nucleotides long. RefSeq names its product actin filament associated protein 1-like 2 (gene afap1l2). Gene Ontology annotation, biological process: positive regulation of interleukin-8 production; regulation of interleukin-6 production; positive regulation of epidermal growth factor receptor signaling pathway. The record is from RefSeq and is a predicted model, not a curated record. Gene Ontology annotation, cellular component: cytosol. Bases 141 to 2909 code for a protein of 922 amino acids. Gene Ontology annotation, molecular function: SH3 domain binding; SH2 domain binding. The transcript has 20 exons. NCBI's taxonomy places the organism in Eukaryota, Metazoa, Chordata, Actinopteri, Beloniformes, Belonidae.
CGCUGUUGUUCCGUCUCAGCAGUGUGUGAUCGCUCAGUAAAGUGUUGCUGAAUGCAGGAGCUCCGGGCUGCAUUCCGCACCAACUUUCUGGAUUGUUUCAUUGUAUGACUGGAGUAAAGUGAAAGUGUCCGUGUGAGGGAAUGGACAAGCACAAAGUGCUGGACCAGCUCCUCAUGGAGCUCCACCGCUUCUUGCUCAUCCUGGACAAGGAGACCCUGAGUGGGAACGCCACCGUCCAGAAGGGCCUGCUGUCUGAUCUUCUCCAGUCCUACAAAGCCUCAAAUGGUGCUGAUGAGGAGUACAUCUACAUGAAUAAAGUCAUUGUUACUGGGAAGGACAAAGAUGACAAAGAUGACCCACCAGAUGCCCUGGUCAAUGGAAAAGCAGGAAAAUAUGUCCCUGUGCCACAGAAGAGUCUUCCUGAUCUGCCGCCCCCAAGAAGAGGUGUAGUGUGUCGGGAGCCGUUCCCUCUUCCUGCAUUUCCCGCUCCAGCCGGCAUCGACAACUCCGAGAGUUACUAUGAGGAGGCUCAGCCUUACGAGGAAACCACUAACGAUCUGGAGUGUUCUGGCCUCUUCUCAGGGCCGUGGAUGCGAGUGCACAGCUAUGACAGUGUGGUCUAUGCUGUUAUCACCAGGGAUGACGGAGAGGCCGUUAGCAGCUCCUACGAGUCGUACGAUGAGGAGGAGGUGACCAGAGGGAAGUCGCCGUCGGCUCAGCAUCAGUGGCCGUCAGCGGAGGCGUCUAUCGAGCUGAUGAAGGACUCUCGCAUCUGCGCCUUCCUGUGGAGGAAGAAGUGGCUGGGGCAGUGGGCCAAACAGCUUUGUGUUAUCAAAGACCAUCGCCUGCUGUGCUAUAAGAGCUCCAAGGAGCAGACGCCUCUGCUGGACGUGAGCCUGCUGGGCUGCAGCGUGGUCUACAAAGAAAAGCAGAUGAAAAGAAAAGAGCACAAGCUGAAGAUCGUACCAGUAGGAGGAGAGGCCAUCGUGCUGGGUCUGCAGAGCAAAGAACAGACCGAGCAGUGGUUGAAGGUUAUUCAAGAAAUCAGUCCGAGGCCAGCUGAAAACUGUGACCCCCAAAACUCUGUGUUUGAUUCUCCGAGGCUUAUUUGCACCAAGGGAGAGUUGAGUGAGCGGCACUCGGUGGCUUCGGAGAGCGGCAGCAGCACAGACAGCCAUGCUGACACUCCAGAAAACAAAGAUGUGAAGAAAAAGUACUGUGCAGGUUUGAUGUUCAGCAACCUGAUGAACAUUGGCAAGAAAAAGCCGUCGUCGCUAGAGAGUCCUGAGAAAUGUGUGGACACCUCAGGCUACCUCAACGUGCUGGUGAACAGUCACUGGCGAACCUGCUGGUGUCUUAUAAAGAACGGACAGCUGUGGUUUUACCAGGACAAAGGAAAGAGCAAAGUGAGUCAGCCGGCCGUGACCCUGGGCGGCUGCAGCGUCUUACCCGACUCCAGCCCCGAGCACCUCUACUCCUUCAGGAUUGAGAUGGAUGGCGCGCAGCUGGCAACCCUGGAGGCGAAGACAUCAGCAGACAUGGGUCACUGGCUGGGCCUCUUGCUGUCACAGACCGGGACCAAGACUGAACCGGAGGAGCUGACGUACGACUACGUCAACUCUGAGAAGGUCUCCAGCAUCGUCAGUGCUGCAAAGACUUCCUUGUACUUGAUGCAGAGGAGGUACUCGGAACCCAACACGUAUAUAGACACCCUACCCUUGGUUCUUCAAGACUCUGACGAGCUGUACGACGACGUGGCGUCUCUCGCUGAUCCUGAGGAUGCUGAGGAGGAGAGCAACGUGCCAAACUCUGAGGACAACAAUCUUCAGGAAUGUAAUGAAACACGCUCACAGGAUGCUCAGGACCCUGUAAAUAUGGAACAGGACACGGACGACAGGAUUUACCUGGACCUGGUCCCUGUACGCUCCUUCCUCCACACACCGUGUGGGGUUAAAUCCUCCCCUGGCAAGGAACCUUGUAGGCAGUCGCCAGUCCCAGUAGAGGAGCCAAAAGACUCCUCGUGUGAGGUUAAAGAGGUCAUUUCAACAAAGCUUCCUGAGCCAGAUUCAACACCCGUGUUAAAUGGCCCAAGUACGGAGUGUUCCACCACUAAACCAGAACAGCAGCGACCCCCGACUCCAACUCCAACACAGUCACAAAAUCAACCAGUCAAGACCUCACCCCAAAGCCAGGAGAGCCCUAAGAGGGCCACCCUGGGUCUCCCGCAAGCCUUCAACUCUUCCGGGGCACAGAUCCAUAAGAGCCUAGCAGCCCAGACCAGUGCCGGGCUUCCUCACAGCCCCCAACCUGCACGGCCCAAGGGACACACCAUAGGGUGCCAUGGUGCCGUUGAGAUAAAGCUUGGCAAGAACCGCACAGAGGCGGACAUGCUGCGCUACAUAGAUGAGCGGGACCGUCUGGAGAAGGACAGGGAGGAGGUGAGGAACAGUCUGGCCAACCUGAAGAAGGAGAAGAGGGAGGUGAAAGAGGAGCUCAGCGUCUGCCAAGAUCCCAAGCAGCAGGCUUCAGUAGAGGCCCGUCUGAAACAGAAAGAGGAGGCAUGUCGAGAGGCAGAGCGCCGCAGGGUAGAGGUGGAGCUUCGACUGGUGGAAGUGAGAGAAAACCUGAAGAAAGCGGAGUCGGGGCCUUUUACACUGGGAACCACGUUGGACAGCGGCCUCCAGGACACACCUGUGUCCAAAGCAGCAACUCUGCCCCAGAGCCAGGCAUCAGUACCAUCACCGUCACCUUCAUCAUCCUCGUGCCCGCCACCCUCCACCAACAACGUCAGCACAGACUCUCCCGUCAACUCCGCCUCCGUUCUUAAAACCAGACCCGCCUCCAUGAUGGGCCCAAAGGGCAAUGUUAUGCAGAAAGCUAAGGAAUGGGAAAAAAAAUCCACCACCUAGAAGAAGACUUCAAAAAACAUCAACCCAUAAACAUGUUUUGGUCAACUGUCCAAAGGUGAAAUCCUCUCCUCCAUGGACCCCUCGUCCACAUCCAUUCCUUAAAAGACUACGAUGCAACCUGUCUUCUUGAAUACCACUGGAGAUUUUCUUUUAAGUACAGUUGUUCCUCUGUUUGCAAAAGAAAGAAUUUGAUGUCAUAGCGUCUUCAGAAGUGUAGCAGAUGGGAUGGUUCAAAAAUGAAAACCGACAAACAUUUAAAACCACUAAAUCCUGAAACAGACCGAAUCCCUUCUUCUAAAUUCUCCACUGUACACUUUAGAUUGUAGCUUGGUUCGUGUAUGCUGGUAGCCAAGAUGUAAAUAUGAUUACACCAUUUUUCAGCCUUUUGCUUGUAUUGCUAGCUAAAAGAAAAAUGCACUUUUUAUUCAAAUAAAAAUGAACUGACAAAAAUACAGGCUUUCACAACCGUUUGUGGAAAUGUCUCCAAUUGAUUUUAGCUUUUUUAUUUACAGAAUAUUCAAGAGACGACUUUUUAUUGAAAAUACAAUAUUUAUUAAGAUGUUUUAGGUGGUAAAAUAUUCCUUUGACCAUCAUUUUAAAUAACUAACUGCUUAAUACUGCAAAUGUCAUUUGAAAUAUUUUCUGUCACAAAAGAUGAAUGAUUGACACGUUUCUUUUUAUGCUAAAACUGGAUCAGAAAGUCAUCCUGAAAUUGAUCCAGGUAUAAAUUUGCUCUUCUUUUU